AUGGCUGAUCAGAACGGCCAACUACCUUCGCUUCCCUCCGAGCUGUGGCAAUCGAUUUUAUCGCGCUUGUCUAACAGCGACAUCAAGUCUCUGCGCCUCACAUGUAGGCUCUUUGGCGAUUCGAGUCUCCGCAUCGAGCGAGUCUUCCUAUCCGCCAACCCAUUGAAUAUUGAAGUCUUCCGCUCAAUUGCGGACCAUAAGACAAUCCGCCACAGGGUGACUGAAAUUGUCUGGGAUGAUGCACGCUUCAUCGACGUCCCACAGCGAACCGUUUCGGACUAUGGAAUGAGCGAGGACGAGACUGAGGAAUGCCCUGUUUGGUUUGUGAAGGAAUGCAGGGAGAACCUCGAGUAUCUAGAAGAACGCAAAGGUGACGAUGUGGAUCGCCCGGAUCACAUCGCGCGAGCAGAACAAAUUGUUGUGCGGCCUCCUCUGAAAAUGUGCUGGGAAUAUUAUCAGCAUCUGUUACAUCAGCAGAAACACGUACUAGCCGCUGAAAGCGACCAGGAUAUCUUCCUAUACGGAUUGAAGCGAUUCCCUGCACUCAAAAGAAUCACGAUCACGCCUGUAGCGCACGGUUGGCUUUUCGCCCCAUUGUAUCAGACCCCGAUGAUUCGUGCAUUUCCCAAAGGAUUCAACUACCCAAUCCCGCGUGGGUGGUCGACCGCGGGGAAUCACCAGGCUCCGCCGCUCGCUAAGCCGUGGCAAGAUCUCGAUGAAUUAGACAAAGACAAAUAUCGCGGUUUUCGCAUCGUGACACGCGUUCUCGCCACAGAAGAGCAUAAUGUCUCCGAACUGCUCAUGGAUGCCAACCAACUCUCCAUUGGACUCGACUGUACGAUGUUUGAUAGAUCAUGCGAUGAAAAUGAGAAUCUCGCCGCGGUGCUGAAACACGCUGUUUUCUGUCGCCUGGAUCUUGCCUUUAUUGUACGUGGACAAGACUGGGAAAAAGAUUGGAGGUCAUUCCGGAAUGGAAAGCUUUACCAAGCACUGGGUGAAGCGAAGGACAUGGAACACAUCAAAAUGUACGCCACGUCCGUCUCCGAUUCUACUCUUGACCGUGCCGAAGACUCAAGAGUCGGAUCACUUCGUCACUCGAUUCCGCUACAGUCCAUAUUUCCUAUUGCUAAAUGGUCAAAGCUUCGCUAUUUCGGACUGUCCCGUUUCGUGGUAUCACAACCUGACAUCAUCUCCUUGCUUUCUGCACUACCAGAGACCCUCCACUCCGUUGAACUGAGUUUUCUUGAAUUCAUCGACAACGGCGGCAAUUGGCGCGAUCUCCUCACAGAGAUGCGCAUUCGGAUACACGAGAAUUGUCUCUGGCCGGAUCGGGAUACGGCCUCAAAACCCAAGAUCACCAUUGGGGUGAAACACAUUUGUUUCCGUGCUGGAUCUGGCAUUUGGCUCGAACAAGAGGUGUGCGACUUCCUUUACGAGGAGGGAGAGCACCCAUUUGGUAGCGUCAAUUAUCCAAAGUGGGGAGUGGGAACUGUACGCGAUACAUUUGAGCCUAAUUAUGAGCGGCCGUAUGUCCGUCGUGGCGUUUUAAGACGGUUGGGCUAUCUUAAGCCGAUUCAGUGA
Penicillium soppii is the source of this 1581-nucleotide messenger RNA. Its product is annotated as F-box protein. The coding region runs from base 1 to 1581 and encodes 526 amino acids. The transcript has a single exon. Lineage: Eukaryota; Fungi; Ascomycota; Eurotiomycetes; Eurotiales; Aspergillaceae. Gene Ontology annotation, molecular function: protein binding. The record is from RefSeq and is a predicted model, not a curated record.